AUGAGGGAGGAACUCAGCCCGCUUACACCUCGGGAAGCCUGCAAGGUUGCAACGCCGCAGGAGGUUGUGUCAAAGCCAACGAUCCCGAAGGAGGCAUCGAAGGCUGCAACACCGAGGGACACUACCAACGUCCAAGGAGGCCUCCCGGAGCCCCCCGAGGUGUCGAAGGUGCUGACUCGCCUGUGCUGCACGUCGCCGUAUCCCGUGCAUGCCGUCCAUCCGUCCUCGCCUAUCUCCCAGCUGCUUGCCCUCCCUCGCCAUCUGCUCGCUUCCGUCCUCCCGCUCGCCUCCCCCGCCACCCGCUCGCUCCCGUCUGCGCCCGCCAUCUACUCGUCCUCGCCUGUCUCCUAG
Messenger RNA from Fomitopsis serialis, 351 nucleotides. RefSeq lists its product as uncharacterized. The record is from RefSeq and is a predicted model, not a curated record. The transcript has 3 exons. NCBI's taxonomy places the organism in Eukaryota, Fungi, Basidiomycota, Agaricomycetes, Polyporales, Fomitopsidaceae. The coding region runs from base 1 to 351 and encodes 116 amino acids.